Molecule: messenger RNA, 4773 nt
Organism: Hypanus sabinus (Atlantic stingray)
Lineage: Eukaryota; Metazoa; Chordata; Chondrichthyes; Myliobatiformes; Dasyatidae
Product: signal transducer and activator of transcription 5B-like
Exons: 22
Coding region: 276-2762 (828 amino acids)
Biological process (GO): cytokine-mediated signaling pathway; cell surface receptor signaling pathway via JAK-STAT; growth hormone receptor signaling pathway via JAK-STAT
Molecular function (GO): DNA-binding transcription factor activity, RNA polymerase II-specific; RNA polymerase II cis-regulatory region sequence-specific DNA binding
Source: RefSeq, a predicted model, not a curated record
GGGCGGCAGUCUCAUCCGCUGAUAGCAUUUAGUCUCAAAAUAGCAAACACGGCGUGAGGCGUGCAGGAAAAGAUUGUUUUCGAAGACUGACGCCCUACAGAAGAAGCAAGUCUCGGAGAGUAGAAUCUGUAAACACAGACGUUAAAUGGAAAAGAAUUUACCUGUUCCUUUGGCGUGAGAUCCUCUCGCUGUUCUAACUGGCUGACGUCCAAGCGCUUGCGCAGUCGUGCCUCAAUCCCUUCUGAUCCCUCUAUGAAGGUACUCAAAGAUAAAGAAUGGCAUUCUGGAGUGAGAUAAUGAAACAUCAACAGUUCCUUCCUCGGUUCCAGGAAUUGUAUGAAAAACAUUUCCCCAUUGAAGUCAGACAUUAUCUUGCCGAAUGGAUAGAGCAACAGCCAUGGAGUUCCAUUAACAGAAACCCUUCCCAUGAAAGCCUUGCUCGAAAUCUAUUAGACACAAUGGUGUCUGAAUUACGGAAAGUAGCAAAUCACAUGUCAUAUCCAGUAAAUUGCAAGCUGAAUGAAUAUGCAGCUUACUUCAAGAAUAUGUUUGAUCACCAGCCUUUGGAAUUCGUGAAUACCAUGAACUACCUCUUGAUGCAAGAAAAUACAUUGUUUCAGGAGCUUCAGCAGAGCAGUGUCAAUAUUGGUCUACCUAACCCUUUACCAGCCCAAACUUUUCCAACCACCAGCAGCGAAAGGAUGAAGCAAGACGAUGCAAAUGUAGUACAGCAGUUAACUUUAUUGAACAAUCUAAUCAAGAACAUUCAGAUGUACCGCAGUGCAAUUCAACAAAUCAAUGAGUCUGUUGAACGUGAGCAGCAACAACCGUCACGGUGUUUCCAGACUCAGCCGCACCUGCCGCAAGCAAAUAGCCCACUACCAGAAUUCACCAAGCAGGAGGAGCGCAUAAAGCAGCAGAAGAGCACACGGGACGAUCAUAGAAGGGAGAGAAAUUACAGCAUCUUGGAAGCGGUACGAUCUCUGGAACAGGCCCAAGGCCUUGUGCUGACUAUGAUUCAGGACUGGAAACGACGACUUCAGCUGUCAGGAAAUGGUGCCUACUUUGAGGACAACCUGGGGUCACUUCAGGAAUGGUGUGAUAAACUUGCAGAAAUGAACUGUCAGAUUCAGCAAGAAUUUGGGCUGAUUAGCUCACAGGAAGACGUUGCUAUUGACCAGAUAUCAGGAGUGCCCGAGAAGCUCUCCUCCUUACUCAAUAACUUGGUUAGAAGUGCAUUUCUUGUGGAAAAGCAGCCUCCACAGGUUCUAAAGACUCAGAGUAAGUUUUCAUCGACAGUUCGAUUUCUACUUGGAGUGAGGCUGAAUGCCCAAGCAAAGCCUCCUCUUGUGAAAGCAAUAAUCAUUACAGAGCAACAAGCCAGAGUUAUGAGACAACAUGGGAAUAUACAGAGUGAAAACACGGGAGAAAUCAUGAACAGUACCAGCUUACUGGAAUUUAGUAAUGCUACAAAAACCACCAGUGCCAGCUUCAGGAAUAUGUCCUUAAAGAAAAUAAAACGCUCGGAUCGCAGAGGAACUGAGUCAGUAACUGAGGAAAAGUUUGCUGUCCUGUUUUCUUCAGAACUCUGCAUCGCAGGCAGUGAAGUGAAAUACCAUGUUCAGGCCUUAUCGCUACCUAUUGUGGUAAUUGUUCAUGGCAGUCAAGACAACAAUGCUACUGCCACAAUCUUGUGGGACAAUGCAUUCUCUGAGAUUGAACGAUUACCCUUCUAUGUACCAGACAGGGUGUCAUGGUCUCAAAUGUGUGACACCCUCAAUAUGAAAUUUAUGGCUGAAGUGCAGUCAACUCAGGGCUUGUGCAAACAGCACUUUGUUUUCCUGGCACAGAAGAUAUUUGAUGAGCAGAGUUUCAGCAUGGAAGAAUUCACAAACAGGAUGGUUUCUUGGACUCAGUUUAACAAGGAAAACCUACCUGGAAGAACAUUCACUUUCUGGCAAUGGUUUGAUGGUGUGAUGGAGCUCACUAAGAAACAUUUGAAGGAUUACUGGAAUAAUGGGUUGAUCCUUGGUUUUGUAAGCAAGCAGUAUGCCCUCAGGCUACUCAAUCAACAGGUGAAUGGGACCUUUCUCCUUCGCUUCAGUGACUCUGAGAUUGGAGGGAUUACAAUAGCAUGGAUUGACAAUUCUGAUAAGGGAGGCAGACAGGUGUUCAACGUACAGCCUUUCACUACAAAGGAUUUAACCAUUCGAUCGCUGGGAGACCGUGUCCGAGAUAUUGAACGUUUGCUUUACCUGUUUCCCAGCAGGCCCAAAGAUGAAACUUUCAAGAAGUAUUACACAAAGGAAGCAAAGGGAAAAGAUGGCUAUCUCCAUGCUGGUGUAAAAACUACAGUGAAUGGUGAACAAACACAAAUGGUGGUGCCAACCAUGCUGCCCUCACCAGUGGCUCAGCCAUCUGGUGUGUGUUCUACACCUGAUAUCUCAAGAUGGCCACAGCUUCCGUGCAACCCAAGCAACAUCAACUAUGAGAAGGGAGACACUCCAGUUGCCCCUCCCAUUCCACUGUCUCCAGAUAUAAUGAUUGCCAUUAACCAGGAUGAAGAUUUUCCAAAUGCAAUUCCAGGAAGUCAUCUUAUUAAUCCAUUUCAAAGUGGAAGUAACAUGGAGGUGAACAACUAUUAUGAAGGAGAUCAUCAGUUUGUAAGAAGUGCUGAAAACCUUCCUACACCUUCUGAUUUGGAACUGAGUGCACUUCUGAACAUAAACCCAAUGGAUAUUGUAAAUACAUCUGAGUUUUGAGAUAUCAGUGAGUUUAGGAACAAGUGCUGUCAAGCACAAAUUAUACAGGAGCCUUCUUGUUUAAAGGAAGGCUAAUUAUGUCAGUGAUUUGAGCUUCAAAUUAAGAUUUCUGUUGAGUCCAUAAUGCAAUUUCCUGUACAAAUUAGAGAUUCACUGUUAAGUGCAUUUUAGCCAGCAGUUAAUAAGCCAUUUGAUAAAUCUCUCAUUGGUGAUCCCCCUGUUUCCGGGCACACUCCGAAUAUUAACUGCAUUGCUUUGGGGAGACACCAGUGGAGGGCAGGUACUCGUGUUCAAAUCUGUGGCUGGAACAACACUGCUGGCAAGUUUGGGCACCUUGUGUCUUUUAAAUGGAAAGAAACUUACCAUAAAGUUACUUAGUAUAGAAAAUUUAGUACACCUAAAUCUGCUUAAGACAAUAUUUUCAGAAAUCAUUUAAUAAAAUAUUGGAUGAGUUUAGGCCAGAAUAAAGUUCACUCAUUUCCAACAGUUUGUAAUGAUGAGUUAAUACAACAUGCUCAAAAAAGUGUGAAAUGUGUUGUUUCCUUGCUAUAAGUUUAACAAGAUGUAUUGAUUUUUAUUUUCAGCUAAUGUAGUCAGGUUGAUGUGCUGUUUUAUAGCAUUUAUUAAGCCCAGCAGAAUAUCCUACUCCAGUGUCUCAUUCGUUUAUGUAGCUAACAAAUACAUCAGAUAAGUAACACAAAGUGAGAACUUUACUUCUUGAAUGCAAAUAAUCGCAAUUCAAAUUAAUUGAAGUACUAGAAAUAUAAACUAUACUAAAUCAAUAUCUUGCAUCUGGAACAGUCGUUAUCUAUUGGCAAACACAUAUGGCACAGAGAAGCUUUAUCUUCAAAUUAAUUAGGUAAAGGACAUCAUUGCAUGCUUAUGAUUAAUUGAUGAUAAACAUACAAUUAAUUCAAAAUAAGUUUGGAUAGUUAACAAGGAGAAACAUACAAUUGAUGGAGCAAAGACAAAUGUUCUUAUACAAGACUACUGUUCUACGGUGGCAAUAGCAAUAGUCUUUUUAAUAAGUAGUGUUUGUGAUUUUGGUGUGUGCAGGAUGCAAGUACCAGUGGUUGUCCAGGAGAACUAUUUGUGAUGUGGGGGAGCGAUUGAGAAUGACAACGCGCUAACUCAAAUUUUUAGUUGACUUGUGUGAGGUUACUAUGUAAUCUACUUCUGCUUUGCACAUUAUUCAGCAAAUAAAAAUAAAACUUACAACUUUUGAUAGGAAUCAAUGAUAUAGAGAAUAUUUUAAAAUGCCAGUUUGGGGCAAGAACACUUACAUUGAAGCACGUUACGGGAAUUUUUUUUGCCAUUGCAAAUUAUAAACCUUGUAUGGAGGUUGAAUAGUUUAUUUGGAGUUAACUUGGUUUGUACACAAAUUAAGAAUAUAAUGAAGCAAAAAUAUUACAUUUCUAGCUCUUCCUGUUUUCCACGAUACACUUUAUCCUAUCAUGAAGUCUAUCUAGCUUUCUAAUCUUGUGAGGAGUUGUUCUGUAUAAAUAAUCAUUGAUUCCAACAGGUACACGUUCAUUUUCACUUUUCACUAUUCAGCCCCAACUUGCAGCAUUCCAAAGAGAGCAUUCCCUUGUCCCUCUUCUCUAAGUUAUUUCAGACUCUCGGUUUUCUAAGAAAUCUGCUGGUCACUGGUUCAGCUUGUGAUAUUACAUUGCUUUAUAGGUCAUUGCUUCACAAUGGCUGCCCAAAACGAUGUUGUCCAUAGAUGUAGUUAUAUGAUGUGGUGUCAGUUUUUGUAAUCCACUGUACAUACUAUGUUAUCAUACUCCCAAAUAUAUUGGAAUCUCCUGGGGGCUUUAUCCUAUAGUAUAGGGUAUUUUUCCACUUCAAACAUUGAUGUAUUUAGAUAGUGUUCUGUAUUGGUCAAAAGCAUACUAUCUUAUUUCUCCAUUUGUUCUUACCAUUUAGCAGAAAAUGUAUUCUUACAAAGUGACUGCUGAAAACCUUUCCAGCUUGUAAGAAAAAAAUAAGAAUAAAACUCCUAGAUUCUGGA